AUGGCUGCCUAUGUCCGUGUCGCAACAUAUCCGGCGGUCCAGCUCAGUACCAGUGCCUGGGAAGAAAUCCCUGCGUUGGAGCGGGCGGCAUGUAUCAAUGAAACCCACUUUCGGCAAGUCGAGGAUGAGAAAGCCUUCGAUCCAGAUGGCCGUCUCCUCCAGGUGUGGACUACCACAGUUUGUCCCAGUCUAAAGCGCGUGGUCGAGGAUCACAGGGCAGAUAUACUUCGAAGCAUCAAGAAGAAGAAGCUGCCGCCGUUCGUCAUUCACUUCUGGAUGAUGGGGAAAACGUUUGACACCGCUCGUCCAACCGUCGUCGUUCUGAGCAACGACCGCAAAGUUUCGCGACGCAUGGUCGAGCUGAUCGUCGAGUGCGACGGCUUCAAAGACCUCGGGUUUGAUACGCGAGCCUACGAAAAAUCGAUCUAUCAGCAUAAGGGCGGUGGCCGUGGCGAGUUCAGUCCUCUACCAUGCUUGUUGUGCGGCUCCAUGAUUCUGGCCGCUAGCAGUCCCAACGAUCUGCCUUCCCAUGGUCGCAAAGUCACCAUCGGUGGUGUCAUCGCUCUGAAUUCGGAAUAUUUUGGCCUGACCGUCGCACAUCCAUUUUUCCAACAAUCUGACGAGAACGAGGACGAGGAAGCGGAAGCGGAAGCAGAUGUGGAUGAGCUGAACUCCGAAGCAGAGAUAGAUUCAAUGUCUCCCUCUUCAAGCACCGUUAGAGACAAUGCCGCCACGGAAAACGAGCUAAACCCUGCGGUUACAAAUGUAUACUUCCCGCCACCAGACGAAAAUACAGAACCUGUAUUCGUGGGCCACCUGAGAAGGCAACUGUCGGGAGCCAUCAGUGCCUCGGCAGCUGGCUUCGACGGGUCGCUAUGCGAGGAGCUUGACUGGGCGCUGGUUGAGAUUGACGAGAAGCACGAUGACGUUUACAAUCGAAUUAUCCUACCAAACAAAAAGACUUUGAGUCCGCGUGCGAUCGCCUCUAUUCCACCGCCUAAAUGCAUUUGGGUUGCUGCAGGCGCCUCUGGUGUGCGGGAGUCCUGGGUAUCAAAUUCAGUCUGUGUUAUCUACCUAUCAGGAUCCAAGAUGCAGGACGCGUGGACAUUGGAUUUGGAAACUGAGCCUGGUGACUGUGGAUCGUGGGUCGUGGACGAUGAAGGAAACCUGCACGGGAUGAUUGUGGCUGGAUGCGAUCUUGGCCUCGCUUAUAUGUUUUCCGCCGAAAAGAUAAUUGAAAGUGUGAAAUCGAGAAAUAAUUAUCCCACCGUUUAUUUGCCUAACGAAGAGCAAUGGGAAUUCGAUAUCUUCCAUACAGAUGAUAUGGCUACGUUUUCGAGAACCAGAAAAAGUGGUCGAAGGCAUUGCCGCUUCGAGAACGAAAUGUGCAGCGUCAAGUCGUUCAACUUGGCCAAGGUCUGUUCAGCUGUGAGGGACUACGACAAGGCGCUUGGAAUACUGUCUGAAGUAAUUGAAACUCGGAGAGAUGUUCUUGGCCUCGAUCAUCCAGACAGUCUGCUUAGCAUGGCUGAGUAUGGAAGGACUUGCUGCCUCGCGUAUCAGAGCGUAGGCGUCAUUUUCGCAACUAACGGAAUAAUCGAGAACUGUCCCGGGACUAAAGACCCUCUUACUUUGAGAAUCUUAUCCAGGCUUGCGGUGAUCCAUCAGCAAGGGGCAGAGGACGACUUAGCAAACGCGUAUCGUUAUUUGAUCCGAUCAAUCAGAGACAUGAACAUGGAUGAAGAUAGAGAGUAUAUCCUGCAGGCAAUGCUCAUGCUUGCGGAACAGUUUAUUCGUCAGAACAACGGUUGGAAAGCUGAUAAUCUACUCUGCUGGGCUCUCGCACAGAGCGGACACGAGGACCUUGGUCUGAUGGAUUCUACGACCACCAGGAUCAUGAUUGACCUUGCCGAAGUCCGGAGAUUAGAAGGCAAAGUCGAUCAAGCAACAGAGAUCCUCACUUCUGUUCUCGAGAAGCAGGAACGGAUCCUUGGAGGUGAACACUUAGAUACAAAGAAAACAAGGGCAUUGCUCGCUCAGCUGUGCGACCCUCCUUCCACUUUGACUACAUUGCCGACGAGGUCUGCUCCGACUAAAAAUCCUUUCCAACAUCUGACCACCACCAAGUCUGGAGCUAUGGGCGGUUUCAAUUAUAGUCCGUUUGCUGGCAAGCAGGGUGCUGGCGAAUCUAAGUUACGCGAUAGCUCUUUCGCCGCCAAAUCCUCAGUAUUCUCUGGUUUUGAACAGGAACCCCCUCGCUAUGAGUCGGUGGUGUCGCCAUUGUCGCCAAGACGUGAUUGGAGUGGAAAAUUCAGGGACGAAGGCUUCAAUAACCCUCAAGCCCGGAAGAGUUCGAAUCUGCCCUCUUUUGGCGAGGGUCAGGGGACUAACAAUAAGGAGAAUAUGCCUGGAUGA
Messenger RNA from Rasamsonia emersonii CBS 393.64, 2415 nucleotides. RefSeq lists its product as uncharacterized. Bases 1 to 2415 code for a protein of 804 amino acids. The transcript has 3 exons. The record is from RefSeq and is a predicted model, not a curated record. NCBI's taxonomy places the organism in Eukaryota, Fungi, Ascomycota, Eurotiomycetes, Eurotiales, Trichocomaceae. Gene Ontology annotation, molecular function: protein binding.